Brenthis ino (lesser marbled fritillary) is the source of this 1986-nucleotide messenger RNA. Lineage: Eukaryota; Metazoa; Arthropoda; Insecta; Lepidoptera; Nymphalidae. The record is from the annotation of a GenBank genome assembly.
AUGGAUACUGUUAAUGACAGUCACUGCACACCAUUAGAUACAAAUUCUGCUCCUUUAAACCAUAGUGGAUCUCCUACUUCCGGGAAUAGCUCAGAUAUAUUCCUAUACGAUGAUUCUUCCAUGUCUGAUGGCAGCUUGUACGCCAGCGAUCAAGAAAAUCAUUUAACUCCAAGAAAAAGGUCGGAAUAUCGGCGACUGCACAAGCGUCGCUUGCGCUGUCCGCAGCAACAGAUCCAGCAGCGGCAGGCGGCCAACCUGCGUGAGCGCCGCCGCAUGCAAUCCAUCAACGACGCGUUUGAGGGACUCCGUGCCCACAUCCCCACACUACCGUAUGAAAAACGACUCUCUAAAGUGGACACUCUCAAAUUGGCCAUCGGAUAUAUCAGCUUCCUUGGCGAAUUGGUACGCGCCGACAGAAAUGCGCCGGAUACUAUGCUCUCAGGGGUUACCAAUAGCCAGAACACGAGCCACGAACAAAAAAAGGUCAUCAUUAGAGGGAUACCCACCGUUGAAGUUGAUAUGGUAACGGAGUUAGGUCUGUUUAGAGUCGGAGUUCCUUCUACCGAUAUGAAAAAAAUAGCCGAAGCAAUACAACUACGUGACUAUAACCCUUCUGAGUAUUUCGGCAUGGGCGUCCAAAAUGCAGUUAAAAACAUAAACACCAUUAUUGCUCCGGAGCUUAUCAAGAAGAAUCUAGAAGUAACUAUGCAAAAGGAAAUCGAUAAUUUUAUGAUGGCUCUCGAUGGCACGGAAAAUAAGUCAAGACUCGGGGCGAAUGCUAUUAUGUGUGUUUCUCUAGUAGUAGCAAAGGCAGGUGCAGCAAAAAAAGGCGUUCCUCUUUAUAGACACAUAUCUGAUAUGGCUGGAGUCACAAGUAUUAUAUUGCCAGUGCCACAUUUUACAAUUUUAACAGGUGGCAUCUUGAGCAAUAACGGAUUACCUUUUCAGGAAUAUUUGAUAAUGCCCACUGGAGCUUCAUCUUUUGUAGAAGCGAUGCGUAUUGGUACCGAAAUAUAUCACUAUGUUAAAAAAAGUAUAAUCGCUAAAUAUGGCGUCGAAGCGUCGUAUGUCAGUGAAUCGGGAGGCUUUUCUAUACCAUUACAAAGUCAUAGAGAUGCACUUGUAUUUGUAACUGACGCUAUAAAACAGUGUGGAUACAUAGGAAAAGCUGAAAUAGCUAUUAAUGCUGCCGCUACUGAUUUAUACAAAGAUGGUGCAUAUGAUGUGGAAUUUAAAAACCCAAAUUCAAACCCCCAAGACUACAUGUCUUCGGAUAAGCUAGCUGAAGUUUAUUUAAAUAAUAUUAAAGAGUUUCCAGUGUGUUCCAUAGAAGACGGCUUUGAAUUUGAUGAUUGGGCAGCAUGGUCAACUCUUACAGCGCGCACACAAAGCCAAUUAUUUGGUAAUGAUUUAACUCAGACAAGCCUCCGAAGAGUGGGGUUAGCUGUUGAAAAAAAAGCUGGCAAUACCGCUGCUCUCAGAAUAAACCAGGCUGGUACAUUAUCUGAAAUAAUAGAAGCCUAUAAAUUGCUGAAAUCAAAUGGAUUUGGCAUAGUUGUAUGUGACCGAUGGGGAGACACGGAUGAUUUAUUUAUAGCGGAUUUAGUUGUAGGUCUCUCCGCUGGACAACUAAAAUGUGGGGCUCCAGCUCGAUGUGAACGUAUUGGAAAGUACAAUCAAAUUUUAAGAAUUGAAGAAGAAUUAGGAGCAUUAUCUAAAUAUGCUGGCAAAAACUAUAGAGGUCAAAUCCAAUAUACAUAUUAUAAAAAAGGCAAGAAUAAUUUAGUGCGUAUUGAAUUCGUAGACACAGUACUCGUUGUUGUAAAUAUUUUGGAAGCAUGUAGCAAUUUUCAAGCUCAUUCUUUGUCAUGGUCGCGACGAGGUGAACGGCCUGCUGGAGGAACACUGCACGCGAAAAUUUGGAUCCCAGAAGAUCCGAGAAUGUUUAGUAGCUCUACAAAUGUAAUUGAAAAAGAAGAACUAAGA